Molecule: messenger RNA, 786 nt
Organism: Neocloeon triangulifer
Lineage: Eukaryota; Metazoa; Arthropoda; Insecta; Ephemeroptera; Baetidae
Gene: RpS24
Product: small ribosomal subunit protein eS24
Exons: 5
Coding region: 91-501 (136 amino acids)
Biological process (GO): translation
Cellular component (GO): ribosome
Molecular function (GO): structural constituent of ribosome
Source: RefSeq, a predicted model, not a curated record
AGCAACACUAGCGACAUCUGAAAUCUUUUACAUUGCGGUGUCUACCUUCUGCCAGUUUUUAUUGAAGGCCUUGGAAUAUUCGGAUCCAAAAUGACGGAAGGGACAGCGACGAUCAGAACCAGAAAGUUUAUGAGCAAUCGCCUCUUAUGCAGAAAGCAAAUGGUCGUGGAUGUUAUCCACCCUGGACAGCCUUCCAUUCCGAAGACGGUGGUCCGGGAAAAGCUUUCGAAGAUGUACAAAGCUGCUGCUGACACCAUCUUUGUGUUUGGUUUCAAGACUGCCUUUGGUGGUGGCAAGUCAACCGGCUUUGGACUAAUUUAUGACAAUCUCGACUACGCCAAGAAGUUUGAGCCCAAAUACCGCCUAGGAAGGCACGGUUUGCACGAGAAGGGAAAGACCACAAGGAAGCAGAGGAAAGAAAGAAAGAACCGUAUGAAGAAGGUCAGAGGAACAAAGAAGAGCAAGGUUGGAGCGGCUGCGGCCAAGAAGGGCAAAAAGUAAUGUGGCGGUCAGAGAUGUUGGUGUGGGACAGUGCGCGGGCCCACUUUGCUUCUGGUGUCGGUCUCUACUCCUCUAUCGAUUUCUGUUCUCUUCCGCUGCAAAUCCUAUCCUAGAUAUAUUUUUACUUCAUUUUUCGCCAUUUUCAGUAAUGUGUCCGGCUGCAUCGGAGGCCCAGGGGGCCAACAACUCGUCCCAAACGGCACUCCCUCACAUCCCUGUCAUUUCCUCUGUACUUUUUUUAAUGGUAAAGCUACAAUAAAUGCUAUUGUAAAUUCACAAAAACAA